Messenger RNA from Prorocentrum cordatum, 1492 nucleotides. Lineage: Eukaryota; Dinophyceae; Prorocentrales; Prorocentraceae. The record is from the annotation of a GenBank genome assembly.
CAAGUAGACUUUGCAGGUAGUGGAACGCGCUGGGUGAAAGUUAGCGCGCACGGACACGGGCUCGAACCCGUCAGAGGCUCAAUCGCAAGAGGCGCGAAAAACGGCCUGCGACAUUGAAAGGGUCAACUCGUAGCGAAGCCUGGCGGCCGCUGUGGAUUACCCUACAGCUUCCACGCCGCUCCUGGGGAAGAGGGACGAAGAGAGAGGAGGAAAAGGAGGAGAGGGCGAACGAGGAAGGCGGAGAUACGUAACAUAAAAAACCUGCAGAGAGCCUCAAUGCCGAAGCAGAGGAGCCGAAACCAUGGGCGGCCAGCGUACAAUGCAGCAGGUUAAAACAUGACGCACAUUGCGCUAGUUGCUGUUCAGGUAAAGGCUACUGGUGUCGAGCACGAGCUUAAGCUCAUGCACACCGCCUCGAUACACACAACCUGCAGGCCUAGGGCUGACAGAAGAUGCAGGGUCAAGAGGGGCCCAGCGUCCGGCGAACUCCGACGCCGAAGCUCGGCGGAAGGCGGGCGCCGCCAUCCUGCAGCUGCCAGCCUGCGUGCGGGGCGGGCCCGCGCAGCGGGAUGACGAUCCCGACCCCGCGCUAAACAAAAAGAGACAUGCACAUGCAACGGAGCAGCCAUGCAGCUCGCAGACACAGAGCCGGAGGGAGGAGGAAGGAGGAGGAAGAGGCAAGCGCGGGAGGAAACAGAGGACAGAAGAGUUCGAAUCACCCAUGCUUGCGGCAAGGCGCUGAACCGCAGAUGAUCGCACGCCAACCGUUCUUGGCAGUGCAGCUGCGAAUCAAGUGGGAAACUAGCGCCAGCUCUACCGUGGUACCGAAGAGAAUCCAGCUGGCCCGGGCCCUCCAAGGUACGUUCCUCAAACGAGCCGCUCGGCAUCACUGGCAAGUGCUGCACUCGGGGGCCAGCAGAACCAGGAGCGAAACGCGCAGCUGCAGCAGCCGCUGCGCGUCGGCAACAAAGCGCACAGUCGUCCAGCGUCCAGUGCGCCCCUGCGACGCGGAGGAGGGGGAGGGAGGAUGAAGGAGAGGAGGCAGGACAAAGAGAAGCGUGCGCGCAGACAAACGCGUACCGACGCGGGUGCACCUGCAAUGCUGAGCAGCACUAGGAGGGAUAGGCACGAGAGAGAAUAUUUCUGAAAACUUGCCGCGAAGUCUUGCCGAGCCCGCGAGAAAUGUUGAGGAGAAGAUUGCGAAGGAGAGAACUCUGAAGAAGUGAAGGAACAGAGGAGAACAGGAGGCGGGAAAGGGGAGGAAGUGGAAUACACCUGGCGGUCCACGGGAGCCGGUCAAAAGGCCUAGUACCCAGGCUCCCGCUGCCACCAAGAAAAAAACGAAACUGAAUCUGCAACCAAAUGGUCACGACCCAGAGAUCGCCACAGCCGGGAUCCCCAGCACGGCACAUACCCGUCCCAACGGUAAGAGGAGGAUCUGGGUAAGUGCCGCGCGGGUGACCCGCGGCCUCGCCCUGCGCCUCGGGCGCCG